AACUUUUAAUAUGAUGAGUUCCCACCUGAAAAUAAUUUGCCUUUUUUGGAUUUGCAUAAUGUUUGGCCAUGAGCUGAACUUUGCAAAAUCUGAGAUUGGAGAAGGAACCAUGGAUCUCAAAGAUCUGGACAAAUGCUUCAGAGCGACAACAUGUUUAGAUGAAGAAUUUAUAGAACUUAGGAAAUGCUACGCCAUGAUGGAAGAAGAGGAGACUCAGAAGGCUAUUUCCAUAAUCAAAGAGAGCGCUGGAAGGGCAAAUGUAGUAUUCAUGACAAAUAAUGUUGAUGGAAUGCGAGAUGAAUAUUGUGCUCUUAAUGAAAAACAAAAGGAAGAUAUGUACAAGGAAGGAUUAGAUCCACUGUUGGAUAUGUAUGCACUUUAUUGCAUGUCGUACAAGACAAAGAAGCAUUGUGACCGUCUAGAAAGUUUUCUGGAUUGUGGUUUCAGUAUAAUGGAAAGAUAUGCAGAAGAAGGCAAAUGCACGAAGUCAGAAGAUACAGCGGAAUGAAAUUCUCAAUAUGUUCCUAAUUGUGGAAAAUUAUACCCAUAAAUCUUUGAAUUAAAAUAUAUAAUAAAGUCUUUAAAGAUGAAA
Messenger RNA from Argiope bruennichi, 592 nucleotides. RefSeq lists its product as uncharacterized. Bases 11 to 508 code for a protein of 165 amino acids. The transcript has 6 exons. The record is from RefSeq and is a predicted model, not a curated record. Lineage: Eukaryota; Metazoa; Arthropoda; Arachnida; Araneae; Araneidae.